CUUUCACUUCGCCAUUUCACAGAAUCCUUUUAUCCGUCAUUGGCCAUUAUUCUGAAGAGUUCUGAAUUCCGGAUUUACUAUGCAUGAAGAGCCAAGGGAAUCCCGCCGUCUUUCACACCCUAGUUUCCUUCGUUUACUUCAUCAGUGCUCGACCUGUUGCGGUCAAGUCUCGAACGACUGACAGUAAACCAGCAGUGUAGUUUCUCACCACCAGAUGGCUCUUUCACCAGCUCUGACGCUCCAGCCUUCGGUCUCGAACCGCAUCCGCGUGUCACGGCGACCCUGCGGGGACGACAUUGCCAGCCAGCACGCCACAUCACACGCAACAUCGGUCCCCAUUCAUCGACGCUCUCUCCGCCUCACGAGCGCAUUUCUGAGCAGGCAUGGGAAUAAUUUUUCUCAAGGAGUCAGUGAACCAGGUCGUGCGGUGGUGGAAUUAGGCGACCCCGAGUAUUCAGGAAGGAGAAUCAGCGGAACUAGCGGCGGUAGGGGAGGUAGUGGAGCAAUCGGAGUGCGAGCGGAAUCCGUGGACCCUAUAGUGCAAUUUUCGGCUGACGAUUUCUCAGUGGAGCGGCUGCUUGGCACCCUCGACUUCAUGAGCGUGUCCAGCUACUCCAUGCCGCCAGGGUCGUCCUCAUCCACGUCAGCACUGUCAUCGCUGACGUGGCCGGGCUCCCGCGAGGACACGGCAGCAGGGCUGAGCGAGAGGGAUAUCAACAGGCUGGCGGGAGGCGGGCAGGAGGUCGGCCGGGGAGGCGUGCAGAUCAGAAUGUAUCGGGGACGCAUGGUGACCCCAGGGGAGCGCUUGGGCACGCGGGUGCUGCUGAAGGCGUAUCCAGGCAGGGAGGCAGCUGCCAAGGCUGUGGAUGUGGACGCCAUGGCGGCCAAUGAGCUCGUGACACAUGUCGCGCUGCAGCAGGCCCAGGAUGAGGCGCAAGACGAUGCUGUGGAUGUGUCAAGCAACGUGCUUGUGCUGCUGGGGGGCUUUGAAACCAGCACAGGAGAGAAGUGGUUAGUGAUGCGGGACAAUGGCUACAUCACUGCAGCAGACUACUCUAAGGCUGCUUCCGAAGCUACUGCUGAGGCUCGGGCCCUGGGGGACUUCGAGGUCUGGGACAGGUUCGACCCUGCCAGGCCUCUGUUUCGGCGGGAGGUCUUCAUCCGGAAGCUUCUGAGAGGGUUCCUCCAGGGGCUUUCCUUUAUGCACUCCAAAGGCCGCCUGCACCAAUCCAUUGGGCCGGCAUCGGUUGUCCUCAACACCAUCAACGAGAUGGACGUUCGCUUCCUGGUUCCACGCCUCAGAGACUUUGCGUUUGCCAUCGACAUCAGCAACCCGGCAGUGCUAUCAGCAGACGUGGGCCGCUCCUUCGACGCUGUGGACGAGGUCAAGGACAGCCUGUGGCGCCGCGCCGCCACUUCUGGGGCCAAGUCUUUCCUCGAGCGCCGCUCCUUUGGUCUUGCCGAUGACAUCUAUGCAGCAGGUCUCCUGGUGGCAUACAUGGCGUUUGUGCCUCUUUGUGCUCCGGGGGCCAUCGACGGCCCAUCAUUGCAGAGGCUCCUGGAGACCACCUUCUCUCUGAACAUGCAAGCAGCACGAGAGUACUGCUCAGCCGACGACCGGUGGGCGAAUGCAGUGGCGCUUUUGGAUCGCAAAGACGGGGCGGGCUGGGAGCUGCUGCAGGCCAUGCUGAACCCGGACUACCGCAAACGGCCCUCUGCAGACUCCGCUCUGCAGCACCGCUUCUUCGACCUUCCGUAACACAUGAGCAACGACCAUGCUUUGCAAGCGAGCAUUAUGAGCGGAAUUGAUUAUCGUGCAUCAAGUACCACAUUUAUGGCGGUUAUAUUUGUAUCGGUGUAUGCACUAUAGGCAUUCCCUUACUCGGAGGUGUACGUUGUCUUACACAGUGUACUCGUCAGCUCUGGUUCUGUCCCAUGCGAAGUGGUCAGUGGUCAUUCCAUGACCCCACACAAACGCUCAGGAUGGGAAGGUCACAUAUAAGAUUUACAUAUAGACCAUGAAUGCAGUAAUUCCUAGUAGGCAGCAAUGCAUAUUGGACUCUCCAAACCAGGGGUGGUUUUUGUCAAACAUACCCUACAAACAUAUAUUGUAUGUUACAGUAGAUUAUAAAGGGUUGUGCCUUAGGGAGUACAACCCAUUAGGCUAUAUACCCCUGUAUGCCCUGUUCUAG
Messenger RNA from Closterium sp. NIES-67, 2192 nucleotides. The record is from the annotation of a GenBank genome assembly. NCBI's taxonomy places the organism in Eukaryota, Viridiplantae, Streptophyta, Zygnematophyceae, Desmidiales, Closteriaceae.